AGGGGCAGCUAGCUAAACCUGCCUCUGCGCGCCGGCCAUGUCCACGGCCGCGAACGGCCGCGUGCGACGGCGGCGUCGGUCGUGGCGCAUGUACUGGUGUUACGUGUGCGGCCGCGCGGUGCGCGCCGUCUCGUACCCGACCUCGGACGUCUUCUGCCCGCGCUGCUUCGGCCGCUUCCUGCACGAGAUCGACCUGCCGGCGCCGCGGCUCGCGCUCCCGCCGCCGGACCGGUUCUUCCAGCCGCCGUUCCUCCCGCACGAUGGUCCUCGCCGCUGGAUCAUAUACACUGGCGGCACAGACCCAACUGAUGCCGACACGCCGCUCCCUCGCCGUCGCGUCCCGUCCCCGCCUCCGGCGCCGACAAGGCGGCGUCCGGACGGCGCCGACGUCCCACCAGCUCCCGUCAACUGGGACGAGUUCUUCGUCGGGCCCAACCUGGAUGGUCUCAUCGAGCGACUCACGCAGGACGACCGCCCCGGGCCGCCACCCGCGCCGGAGCCGGCCAUCGAGUCGCUGCCCACGGUGCGCGUCUCGCCGGCUAACCUGUCGGACGGCUCGCAGUGCCCGGUGUGCAGGGAGGAGUUCGAGCUCGGGGAGGCCGCACGCGAGCUGCCGUGCAAGCACGCGUACCACACUGACUGCAUCGUGCCGUGGCUCCGGCUCCACAACUCCUGCCCGGUCUGCCGGCAGGAGCUGCCGUCGCCGGCCGACAAUUCUCCCGACGGCGGUGGUGGCGGCGGCGGGGAGACGGAGCCGCCGGGGCCGGUGGUGAUGGCCGGUUGGGGGCCACUGGCUUGGCUGUCAUUGCCACGCGGGCCGGACGGGGACGGUUGGGAGAGGAGUGAAGCGGCUGCCGGUGACGCUGCCGGCGGUGGUGCUUGUGCACCGGCUAUCCUGCAGUCUUUUGUCCUCGUCCUUGCCUGCUUUUUCUUCCUCUCCUUCUUUGUUUGAAAUGUAUCAGUUUAUUACGGAGCUGGAGGAGAGCAAACGCGACAA
This is a messenger RNA of Phragmites australis (common reed), 997 nucleotides long. Its product is annotated as E3 ubiquitin-protein ligase RING1-like. Gene Ontology annotation, biological process: protein ubiquitination. The record is from RefSeq and is a predicted model, not a curated record. The coding region runs from base 38 to 952 and encodes 304 amino acids. Gene Ontology annotation, molecular function: ubiquitin protein ligase activity. Gene Ontology annotation, cellular component: cytoplasm. The transcript has a single exon. Lineage: Eukaryota; Viridiplantae; Streptophyta; Magnoliopsida; Poales; Poaceae.